AUGAUUUGACAACUCGUGACGUCACCAGCGCCUUCUCUGAACCAAACAUGGCGGCUGCCAUGGAGCUAAGAUGCUGGGGAGGAGACUGGGGUUUGCCUUCUGUCCACAGCGAGUCUUUAAUAGUUCAGGCAUACGCCAAGUUUUCUGGGGCAAAAGUCAAAGUUGUUCCUAUUGACUGGACAUGGAAAACUCUAACUGCGACAGUCCCAGAGUUGCUGUGUGGCGACUCUGCAGUUCAAGAACCUACAAAUAUUCUCAACUAUCUGAGAAAACAGAGGUUUAAUGCUGACUAUGAACUGACAGCCAGACAAGGAGCAGACACCAUGGCAUACAUUGCUCUGCUUGAAGAGAAACUACGACCAGCUCUGUUGCACACUUUCUGGGUGGAUGCAGAGAACUACGCCAAUCUGACACGGCCAUGGUUUGCUUCACGCUCGCCAUUCCCUCUUAACUUUUUAGUCCCUAGUCACCAUGCCAACACUGCCCUCUCCCGCAUCCUUCUAACCAAAGGAGAGGCGUCGCUACACGGAAUCACUGAGGUCGAGGGAAAGAUCUACAGUGAUGCUAAAGAGUGCCUGAAUCUCCUCUCAUACAGACUGGGAACUGCAAACUACUUCUUUGGCAAUUUGCCGACCAGUCUGGACGCCUUUGUGUUUGGUUUUGUGGCUCCAAUCUACAAAGCCAGUCUCCCCAGUAGCCCUCUGCAGAGCCACCUCAGACAGCUCGAUAACCUCACAAGCUUCUGUGACAACAUCCUCGCAGUCUACUUCAGCUCGGACCGCCCUUGUCCCCCCCCACCUGUUCAGGAAACAAUGGAUGCCAACCUCCAGAAACUAACUCAGCUAGUAAACAAAGAGUCCAACUUGAUAGAGAAGGUGCUUCUGCUUUCCUUUUAUCGUCUCUUUGCAUGGGUGCAUGGUUGCAUUUGGCAGAUGGAUGACAACCUUCGCAGCAGCCCUCAGCACAAACCCCACAGACCAGACCCCAAACCCAGUCUGGCCAGUGAGCAGAGCUCUACUCCUGCCUAACCCCCGACCUGUCAACCCUGAUCCAGACUAAUAAAUGGAGGAGGGACAGCAUGUAGAUGAAAGGUGCCGUCCUGACUCGACAUCCUCAAAUCAAAAAGUGGUCAUCCAGGGAAAAUAUGGUUUGAAUGGAAAAUAACCUAAUGAUUAUUGGAAGUAUGACGAUAUAUAUAGCUAUUAAAGAGGCUAUUUUAUAGAAACAUAAUGAUGAUUGAUUUCAAAGAUGUCGGUCUGAAAGAGAUGGAAAAGUGCACGUGUGAGGUAACAAAAAGUUUGAGUGCAUGUGUGUGGUCAUGGAUGGAAUUCUAUGAAGUGGUGUUUGAUGAAAAAGACACAGAAAGUUCAAAGGAAAGUCGAAGGAAAUGAAGUCCAGCAGGGGAAAGAAGUGGCACUGUUUGACCUCUGAGUGGACCAUUUAACCUCUUCUUCCUUUUUUUUCCUGUAAGAAAUGGGUAUUUAAUUUAUUUUUUCCAUUUUUCAUCACAUGAGGAUAUUGAAAUGGGUUAAAGAUGAAUUGAUCACUAACAUAGUGCAGAUUUGUUUAGUUACAUUACUCCAGGAUUUAAAUAUGUUUUCUUUUUAUCAUGUGAUCAUCUUAUUCCACCUCCUGUAAAAAUAUUCUGCAAAUUCUAAUGACAUUUAAUGUGUUAUGUACAGUAUGUAUACAGUCAUAACUAGGGAAAAACAAUCACUUAUUUUGCUUUGCUCUCAUCUCCUCUGCUUUGUAUAGCUUGUAUAGCUGUAAAUAUUUUCAUGAUGGAAAUCAAUGCAAUUUACAAUUUACUUGUGAUAUCCUCUAAUAGGGCUGAUCAGCUUCUUCAGUCUUUGCUAAAUACACUGAGGUACUUCAUACUAUUAACUUAUUCAUGCAAAAUAUGUGUGACUAAUGUGUUUGUGUGAGAGUUUAACCAAGGACUAUCAGAAACCAGUGUCUUUGAAUUAGCUUCUUUGUUUUGGAAGAUAACUGUGUCACUAACAAUUUCCCACAAUCUCACAGAUACAGUGUUUAUUUUGUUCAGACUUUUCAGCUGUGCUGUCAUUUGCCGUGCCUAUCUACCCACCUUGUUAAAACUGAAGUGUCUGUCCCAUUUGGGAAUGUCUCAUUAGCUGCCUUUUUGAUUUAUUUUUGCUUCUGAAUUUCAGAAAUUGUACUGUAAAAUGAGUUGCCACAUGUUUAAAAAAAAUUAUAAUUUAUUGUCAUGCUCCCUAAUAUCCUCACAGCUCAUACACGUCUGAACUGUGUCUACUCCAUGUGAUUACUUUCAUGAUUAGUGUCUAAAAGUAUUGAUACUUGGGCUCUUGCAACUUCCAAGUAAAGUACUUCAUGGUUAAAUUCCGUUUAAAGAACCAUACCGGAUGCAAAAGCAUUCAUUGGUUUGUGCGUGUUCUUUCAAUUACAAAAUGUUGACGGACAACAAUCGGGCUUGUUCGGACCUUAAGGCUGCAGUGUGCCUUCAUGACGGCUGGUGUCUUUGUACAAUCGUGCAAAUGUUAACAGUUCAUCAUUUUUGAUACAUUGCCACAAAUGAUCUUUUGUCAUUUCUGUUACUGUUGUUCAUUCUAUGUGGAUGGUUGGUAACGACUGUCAUCUUAUUAUUGAAAAAUAA
This is a messenger RNA of Cyclopterus lumpus (lumpfish), 2632 nucleotides long. RefSeq names its product metaxin 3 (gene mtx3). Lineage: Eukaryota; Metazoa; Chordata; Actinopteri; Perciformes; Cyclopteridae. The record is from RefSeq and is a predicted model, not a curated record. Gene Ontology annotation, cellular component: SAM complex. The transcript has 9 exons. Gene Ontology annotation, biological process: mitochondrion organization. The coding region runs from base 48 to 1028 and encodes 326 amino acids.